Cottoperca gobio is the source of this 6956-nucleotide messenger RNA. It is a transcript of the gene ago4, whose product is annotated as argonaute RISC component 4. The record is from RefSeq and is a predicted model, not a curated record. Gene Ontology annotation, molecular function: RNA binding; protein binding. NCBI's taxonomy places the organism in Eukaryota, Metazoa, Chordata, Actinopteri, Perciformes, Bovichtidae. The transcript is spliced from 19 exons. Bases 163 to 2826 code for a protein of 887 amino acids.
GCGGUAGCUCGGGUCAGUUAGUUCAGUCAGCAGUCAUCCACGCAUCUAUCUAUAUUCCCUUUUCUUAAAUUUGCCACUUUAAGCUUCGCGAUACCGCCCCCAAUUUCAGCGUCGGAACGGAGCCGCCAGGCCGGGACAGAGACGGAGAGAGAGGCCACGGCCAUGGAACCGCUCGGACCCGGCCCGCCUGCCCCUCCUUCUCUGUUCCAGCCUCCGCGGCGUCCCGGCCUUGGCACGGUGGGGAAACCCAUCCGGCUCCUUGCCAACCACUUCCAGGUGCAGAUUCCCAAGAUUGAUGUCUAUCACUAUGAUAUCGACAUCAAGCCUGAGAAACGGCCUCGGAGGGUCAACAGGGAAGUGGUGGACACCAUGGUGCGGCACUUCAAGAUGCAGAUCUUUGGAGACCGACAGCCUGGCUACGACGGGAAAAGGAACAUGUACACAGCACAUCCACUGCCAAUUGGGAGAGAUAGGGUGGAUCUGGAGGUGACUCUGCCGGGUGAGGGGAAAGAUCAGACAUUCAAGGUGUCUUUACAGUGGGUGUCUGUGGUCAGUCUUCAGAUGCUGCUGGAAGCCCUGUCGGGUCACCUUAACGAGGUCCCCGAAGAUUCGGUUCAGGCUCUGGAUGUCAUCACACGGCACCUGCCUUCCAUGAGGUAUACUCCUGUGGGGCGUUCGUUUUUCUCCCCUCCGGAGGGCUAUUAUCAUCCUCUGGGGGGAGGCAGGGAGGUGUGGUUUGGUUUCCAUCAGUCUGUCCGUCCUGCCAUGUGGAACAUGAUGCUCAACAUUGACGUGUCAGCAACAGCUUUCUACCGCGCUCAGCCUGUGAUCGAGUUCAUGUGCGAAGUGCUAGAUAUACAGAACAUUAACGAACAGACCAAACCACUGACUGACUCGCAGCGUGUCAAAUUCACCAAGGAAAUAAGAGGCUUGAAAGUUGAGGUUACACACUGUGGUCAAAUGAAGAGGAAGUACCGUGUGUGCAAUGUGACACGUCGACCUGCCAGCCACCAAACGUUCCCUUUACAACUUGAGAACGGCCAAGCCAUGGAGUGCACAGUAGCUCAGUAUUUCAAGCAGAAGUACAAUCUGCAGCUUAAAUAUCCACAUUUACCCUGCCUGCAAGUGGGACAGGAACAGAAGCACACCUACCUUCCCCUGGAGGUCUGUAACAUAGUAGCGGGCCAGCGCUGUAUCAAGAAACUGACAGACAACCAGACGUCCACCAUGAUCAAAGCUACAGCUCGCUCGGCCCCCGACAGACAGGAAGAGAUCAGCAGACUGGUCAAAAGUAACAGCAUGGUCGGGGGUCCGGAUCCUUACCUUAAAGAAUUUGGCAUUGUUGUCCACAAUGACAUGACAGAAGUGACGGGUCGUGUGCUCCCUGCGCCCAUGCUGCAGUAUGGGGGCCGAGUGAGUACAGACACAGGCCGGGACUGUGGCAGGGGACUCUCUCCGCAGAAUAAAACUGUUGCCACGCCCAACCAGGGCGUGUGGGACAUGAGGGGGAAGCAGUUCUACGCCGGCAUCGAGAUCAAGGUCUGGGCUGUGGCAUGCUUCGCCCCGCAGAAACAGUGUCGAGAGGACCUGCUCAAGAGCUUCACUGACCAGCUGCGAAAGAUCUCUAAGGAUGCUGGGAUGCCCAUUCAAGGACAGCCAUGUUUCUGUAAAUACGCCCAAGGAGCUGACAGUGUGGAGCCCAUGUUCAAACACCUCAAGAUGUCUUACGUAGGUCUGCAGCUGAUUGUGGUCAUCCUGCCUGGCAAAACGCCAGUCUAUGCUGAGGUAAAGCGGGUGGGUGACACUCUCCUUGGCAUGGCAACCCAGUGUGUGCAGGUGAAGAACGUAGUGAAGACAUCCCCCCAGACCCUCUCCAACCUCUGCCUCAAGAUCAACGCCAAGCUGGGAGGCAUCAACAACGUCCUGGUGCCUCAUCAGAGGCCCUCUGUGUUCCAGCAGCCUGUCAUCUUCCUUGGUGCAGAUGUCACGCAUCCUCCAGCAGGCGAUGGGAAGAAGCCGUCCAUCGCAGCGGUGGUGGGCAGCAUGGACGGCCACCCCAGUCGAUACUGCGCCACUGUGCGAGUCCAGACGUCCAGACAAGACAUAUCCCAGUGCCCCCCGCCUCCGUCUCAUCAGGAGCAGCUCUUUAGCCAAGAAGUAAUCCAAGACUUGACCAACAUGGUGCGAGAGCUGCUCAUCCAGUUCUACAAGUCCACGCGCUUCAAGCCCACACGAAUCAUCUAUUAUCGUGGCGGUGUGUCUGAGGGACAAAUGAAACAGGUGGCGUGGCCGGAGCUGAUAGCCAUCAGGAAGGCUUGUAUCAGUCUGGAGGAGGAUUACAGGCCGGGCAUUACAUACAUUGUGGUGCAGAAACGUCACCACACCCGUCUCUUCUGCUCUGACAAAGCUGAGAGGGUGGGGAAGAGCGGUAACGUCCCAGCAGGCACCACGGUGGACAGCACCAUCACACACCCGUCCGAGUUCGACUUCUACCUUUGCAGCCAUGCGGGGAUUCAGGGAACCAGUCGUCCCUCCCACUACCACGUCCUGUGGGAUGACAACUGUUUCACUGCCGAUGAACUGCAGCUCCUCACCUACCAGCUGUGCCACACCUAUGUCCGCUGCACGCGCUCCGUCUCCAUCCCCGCACCUGCCUACUACGCCAGGCUAGUGGCUUUCCGAGCCCGCUAUCACCUGGUGGACAAAGACCAUGACAGUGCUGAAGGAAGCCACGUGUCGGGUCAGAGUAACGGCCGGGACCCCCAGGCGUUGGCCAAGGCAGUUCAGAUCCACUAUGAUACCCAGCACACCAUGUACUUCGCCUGAGCUAGCAAGCAUGUCAACCAGUCCACCCGCGGAUUCCCUUUCUUCUUUUUUCUGUCUUUUUGUAUCUCUUAUUUGCCAGUCUCUCUCUUCUUCAACAUCUCUCUCUCUCUCUCUUUGUCGUCUGUCUCUUUCUCUUCACACUCACUUUUCAUUUUCUGAAUCUGCACCAAAGCGGCUCUUGGAUGGAGGAAUCUGCUGUGUCUCAAUAUCCAGCAGGUUUUUAUUUCAAGGAACAAUCUCCAACCAGCGUUCCCAAUCGAGCCGCCUCUCAAACCAGCAAUCAAGCAUUGCAAACCCCGAGGGUUUCCAAUGCACAAAAGGAAAAAACAAAACAAAGAAAAAACAAAAACAAACCAUACACACACAUAUACUACAAGUUGAGCCAUUAUUUUGAGUUUGUUUUUGUUUUUUCUAUUUGAAUGUCUGCACUCUUGUGUUUGUAAGAUACACUGAGCAAGGGAGUGGUCUGGCACAAUGUGUGUCAGCGCAGCUCUUUAGCUCUCCCAGCUACGCAGGACUCUUAUCUACUUUUACCUCAAAGCCCCUUUGGGCAAAAUCUGUCACAAGGUCUUGGGUUUAUUGGGUGGUUGGGAGGGAACUCUACAUGAAAAGAGAUGGAGGGGAGUCGACCUUUUGAGAAUGAUAUAUAUAUAUAUAUAUAUAUAUACAUAUAUAUAUUUUUUCCUUUUUAUGAGCGUGUGUUUUAACUUUUUCUCCUUUUACGGUCUUUAACAAGCGAGGUGACCUGGGUGUCCAUGCCCAUUACUAUUUUCCUCCCAUCUUAGCGAAGAAUACGCCAGUCUGUAUGUAUUUGUGCGAGUGUGUUUGUGUGUGUGCAUCUCUGUAUAUACAUGUACUGCUGUAUGAGAGUGUUUGUGUGUGCAUGUGUGUUUCAUGGCAGGCCACUGAAUUGUAAAGGGAAAUCAAGGAGAUAACUGCUGUAAAUGCCUCAGAUUUGUUGUUUUUAUAUUCACACAUACAGUACAUAUAAGCAUAUAUUUACAUCUAUAGAGCAACUUUGAGACAUAUGACUUAAUCAGGCUUCAUAGAAGCUGGUGUGGGUUUUUGUAGCAGUCCUGGGUCACUUAUUAAUUGAAAUGCUUUGAAUUACAUUUUUAACAUGAGUGUUGGUCUGCUGGUAGUCUAUGAUUGGUGGGAUUUGCACCUUUUGGGAGCCAACUGCUCUUUUUGUGCCUCAAAACAUCGUUGAAUCCCAGAAAAAGCAACUUAUUUCAUUUCAAGUAGUAAGUGAAGUCAGGUCUGACUGUGUAGCAGUGGUAACCAUGGUCUGGCCUGUGACUGGCUCAGCAUUGGGACCUGUUGAAUGGCUGAAGGCAUUAAACACAGAGUAUGGUCUUUAUCAGCCUUGCUGUCUGUGAAAAGCAGGAUCUUAUUUUUCUUUGGACCUGAAAGAUUAUAUGAUGACACUGCUGGACGUUGCAUUUCUUCGUUUUUUUUUUUUUUUCGUUUUUUUCUUUCGUUUUUUUGUAGAAUUAGUAUCAAGGCCGGAAACCAACGUAGUUUUUUGAGGUCUCCUUUGCUAUUAUUGGCCAAUUCAUUGCACUGACCCGGGACGCUAGGCAAGCAACAGAGGGCACUCUCAAUCUCUCUUACCUUUAUGCAUUUAUACAUACGAAUCAACAAAGCAGAUUUGUAAAAGUUUAAUAUAAGAUGUUUCGUGGUUAUCUUAAAAAACUGUUGUUUAGAAUUAGUAGGUUACCAUUGAUGUUGUUGUUAUCGUUGUUGUCAAUGUUGUUACUAUUGUGAUGAAAUUUUACGGUCGGCAGCAAAGCCAGUUAUAUAGUUACUAGUGCGACUUCAGGAAUAGACUCCAGUUAUUGAGCUGCAGGUUAGGGGGUAGAGCUUUGGGUUGGAAAUUAUUUUGUAGCACUCUGGCUAACGGUGAGAAGAAGUAAGCCCCAGGAUAGGCAAAUUCAUGCUUCCUCUGUGGGUUCUGAUGCGAGUGAAAUGUAGCGGCAGAUGUGAGGUAUUGUGUAGCACUCUGACUGGUAACCAGAUCUGCCGUUGCGUAUAUCACUCCUCUGGAAUCAGUUGGUUUUGAUCAGAUAGAUGGAAACAAUCAGGGAUUGUAAUCAGAGUGAACCUAGAUUAAGGGAUUUGUUUAAAAAACGGUUUGCGUUGGGCAAUGAGUUGAAUUUUUAGACUUUUUAAAAGAUUGUUUCUAUUACUCUGUGUGUAUUUGAAGUAUACCCACCUUUAAAGUAUCUGCUAUUUGACGGUGUUUGUUUCAUAUUUUUAUGCAUUUUUAACACUGGAUUAAAUGAAUUGACAAUAAGCAUAAGCACUGCCCUUGGACCCCCCCACCCCCCCUCUGUAUGAACACUGGGCAGACUGUUACCAUGGAAACUGUAGUGACAUCAGUUAGGUGCUGUGGUGACUGUUGCACAAGUGGUGCCCCCUGGUGUUGCGAUUGGAUAAAGAAGCAGGAGAGGAAAGUUUGGAGAGACUGUCGAUGUUUACGCCUCAUCAGGAGGGACGGCUCAAUGAAAACUCUUUUGUAAUAAACCACCCGUAAAGCAGCAGGUUUACUAUGAAUGAGUUUGAGCACCUUGCUGUUGAAGGCGUGGGCGUUGGCAUCUGCCAGGAGCAGAGAAGCAGGACGUGAGGAGGGCCGGUGGGGGGGAUUUGGAGGGUGUUGUCCAGGCAUUGCAUGCAAUAAGUUUUACUCUUUGUUGAAAGGGGUCAGAUCAGUUUUUAAAAUGUGCACUAGUUUUACCAAGCCAAGUGGGCUGUGAUUGAAUAUAUUAAUCUGGCAUCUCUUAUGGGGAAUGAUUUGAUGUUUUAAAUCCUUGACGAUAUUUGAUGAUUAAACUCCAGAUAAAUGAUCACUCCCUGUUUGUAACAUGACAUUGCAAAGCAAUAUUAAGCCAGUUCUAGUUUUCAAAUGUGGAAAAGCAAAGCUAUAAUUCUACUCAUUGUGGUUGUUGGUCUCUCGCUAUUGUGUAUCUGUACUUUUAUUAUUUUUUUACUCUUUUGUUUAUUUUGUUUGCUUGUAUCAAUCAGUGGGAAUGUGCAUUUGGUGAAAUAGUUACGUAGGCUCUAGACAAUUUUCUUUAAAGUAACAAAAUGUAGACUUUGCUCACCUGCAUGCCAGAGUAUUGUCCUUUUUUAAAAAAGAAAAAAAAGAGAGAAAAAAGAAAAAGAAAAAAAGAAACUUUUUUUUCUAAUCAUAUUUAUUAUGAGAAAGAAAAAUCUAUAAACGCUUUUUUUGGGUAAAUGUUUAUCAAUUUAGUGGGACUGUUUUUAGGCUAGCAAUAUUUGUCCAGUCUCUCCAAGAUGCAUUUUAAAGAUUCCUACACAAAUGUCAGUAAUUUGGGAGGUACAAGCUGUUUUCUGAGGCGAGGGGGCCCAGCUCUUUGCGUCGUGUUCGAAUUAAAACGAGGUACUUUCUUCAAACGUGGACCCGUUAAAGACCGAACCCCUCUCCUCUUUGCCAGGUUACCGUAGCGAGCAUCCAUUUUGUCUCCUCGUUCCUGGUUUGUACCUUUGGCCACACCUCUUUGGUGGGGGCUCUCCUGUCUCCAUGGCAACUCUGCUGACCCCUCACAAAUGCACUUCCUCUUUGUGAAGGGGUCCCCAUGGCAUCAAGGGAGCAGGAUUACCUCUUUUUAACCUUUUUCAAAAAAGAUCCAUAAUUCUUUCUGUCCCCUGAUAGAGAGCAUGAAUUAUUUUUAAAUUCCUCUCACUUUGAUAUAUUGUUAUAUCUUAAAGGAUUUGUAAUUUGACAUUGUGUAUUGUGUAUUUAAAUUUUAUUUUGUUUUCCCUUUUUGGUUCCUCUUUUUUUGGGGUUUGUUAUAGCUCUACUGUUUAUUUUUUUGUUUUUGUUUCUGCUAGUGGUCUCUGAAGCUGUGUGUGAUUGUCUGAUAGCAAUAGAAUCACAGAAUUGGAACAUUCCAAUUUUGUGAAUGAACGGAACCCUCUCUGACCGGAUGUGAGAGGGCGGGGCAUGUUUUAGCCCCGCCCCCCGCAGAGGGCCAUUCACUCGCUGUUAUUGCUAUUUUGUGACAUGUUCAAAUACUUUUUUUUUUUUCCUUUGUUUUUUUUAGCCUGCAGGGAAUUCUUGUGUUAAUGUGCAAAGUAAUAAAUUGGUAUUUUAUGCCUAUAACAUA